AUGGGGAAAGCAGGAAGAGAUUGGACUCAGAUCUAUGCAAUAUACGGCAUGGAAGAUUGGCACACACCGAUUUUUCUCUUGAUCCAUGCGAUUGUCUUCUCCGCUUCAUCACUCGUAUUCCUUCUAUACUUCAACUGGAUCUGCUACACCUUCGAAUCAAUCCUCCCGUCAGUAUUUUCAACCAGUAUCGCCAGAUUCGCCGCAGGAUUCACCGGCUCCGUCACAGCUCUCUCCGCCGUCUGCCUAUUCUACGCCGCCGGCAACAUGUUCUACUCCUCCGUCGCCCUUCGCUGGGACAUGGCCCAACGCAUGGUCAGCGCCGUCCACGACUGGUCCACCGUGAAGACCGUACUCGACGUCGGCUGCGGCCGCGGCAUCCUCCUCAACGCCGUCGCAAUGCAACUUAAAAAAGAAGGCAGCUCCGGCCGAGUCGUCGGGUUAGACCGCAAAAACACGACUUUAUCAACCCUAAGGACGGCAGGAAUGGAAGGCGUACAAGAAUACGUGACCUGCCGUGAAGGAGACGCGCGUAGGCUACCAUUUCCGGACAACUACUUCGACGUGGUGGUGUCGGCGGGGUUUGUUCACAAGGUCGGGAAGGAGUUCGGGCCGAAAACAGCGGCGGCAUCGGCGGAGAGGAUGAGAGUGGUGGGGGAGGUGGUGAGGGUGUUGAAGGAAGGCGGAGUAGGGGUGGUUUGGGACAUGGUUCACGUACCGGAGUACGUUCUCCGGCUACAAGAACUGAAAAUGGAGGAGAUCAGAGUAUCGGAGCGGGUAACGGCGUUCAUGGUGAGCAGCCACAUCGUGUCGUUCCGGAAACCCAGCCAUCAGCACGUGAUGGGUCCCACUGAAGUGAGAUUGGAUUGGAGAUUCCACAAUAUCUGUUGA
This is a messenger RNA of Lactuca saligna, 888 nucleotides long. The record is from the annotation of a GenBank genome assembly. Lineage: Eukaryota; Viridiplantae; Streptophyta; Magnoliopsida; Asterales; Asteraceae.